AUGUUUGCAGAAGCGGAUUCAUCAAUUAUCACUACCCUUGCAGAACUUGGACAAGCUGCUCAUCCAAAUGAAGAAAUUGUCGCAGGCAUUGAGAAGUCUGUCUGUCUGCCAUAUCAACCAAGAACAAAAUUUAUGACUGUUAAAGACCUACGAUGGGGCCUUUUCAAGAAAAAAACAAGCACAAUCAGACAGGUUGCCACCAACACAGGCCGCAUUGCAGCAGGCAAUCCUGAGAGCCCAUUACCAGUUGAUGGUCUGGAACAGCGACAGAAUAACAAACCCAGAGUUACCAUCACCGCAGCACUAUGA
Molecule: messenger RNA, 309 nt
Organism: Porites lobata
Lineage: Eukaryota; Metazoa; Cnidaria; Anthozoa; Scleractinia; Poritidae
Source: the annotation of a GenBank genome assembly